CAGUUGGCUGCGGGUCCUUGCGCAGGAGGCAGCAGAUUGGCAGACACAUAAAAUGAGUGCUUAAAAGCGCGCAGUGUUUAGAAUAUAAUCAUAAUAAAACUCGAUCUGUGCAUUCUCUGUACAAUAUUUCAAUCAAUGUAUCGCUGCAUUUGACAAUGUUUUGAGGUUUGGUGUGAAAGGGUCGCGUGUUUCAUUCAAGGCUGGCAAAAGGAUACGUUUUUUGCCAUUUGUUUUAUGUGCUGUGUGUAUCGUGCCAGGUCAGUUGAGUGUUCAAGGACUUUUUCGUGCAACAACAAUAACAAUAACAACAAGCAAUGUGCUUCAAAUGUGCAAAUAUAGCAAAGAAUUCAAAAGAAAAUGCUUAGCUGUUAAGGAAAGACCAAAAAAUAAAAAAUAAACAAAUAAACGCAGUCGUCAAGUGUUCGUCGGGACAUGCAUUUCUGGAUUGACAAACGCUCGCAGCAAUGCGGUUUUGGGCGCUCACGUGUCGCCGCCUCCUUGUCGCAUGCGGGCGGCGGACUCAGCUACGGGCAUCCGCCGCGGCGCAGCAAGUCCAGCAGCAACAGCAACAGCACCCACAACAUGGCUGCUGGUAGCAGCGGCAGCAGUGGCAGCCACAAUCAAGCGCUGGCCUCGGUGCAUCGGACGCUAGCGCCUUAUGGAGGCGACUGCCAGACGGGCGCAGGCACCAGUCGCCAGGCGUCGCAUUACUCUAGCAGCAAUAAUAAUGCACAUGCCAGCAGCCAGCAGCAUCAACAGCAUCAACAGCAUCACCAGCCGCUGUUGCAUCACAGCAGCAACAACAACAACAGCAGCAUUGCUGCCAUGACAACAACAAAUGCCAGCAACAACAACAAUGCCAAUGCCAAUGCCAAUGCCAAUGUAACCGCCUCGUCGGCAGCGGUGCUAACAGGCAGCGGAACAAUUGUUCCGCUGGUCGCACAUAGCUCACAUUAUCAUCAGCACAGCACGCGCUAUCAGCCCAGGCCACAGCAACAGUUGCAGCAGCAGCUGCAUCAGCAGCAGCAGCAACAACAUUAUAGCUACAGUUAUCAUCAUCCGCAAUUCGGCAAUAUGGCUGUGCCUGUGCGGCAAUAUGAACAUCAGCAACAACAACAACAACAACAGCAGCAACAACAACAGCAGCAGCAACAUCACCAACAACAUCAACAACAACAACAUCAGCAACAACUUCAGCAACAUUCGGGCGUCUAUGCGGACGACGCCUAUAGCGCCUAUCAUCAUCAUCAUCACCACAGCAGCAGCAUCAACAGCUGCAACAGCACCAACAACAGUCGAUAUGCAACACCACGGCGGCACAACUCCAGCAGCAACAUGCGACACGCAACAGCUAUGGCAUCAGCAGCUGCAACAGCCUCAGUGUCUGCCUCGGCCACGCCCAUACCGCCCACACAAACACAAGCGACGGCACAAAGCAACCAGCUGCAGCAACAGCAUCAUGCGAUGUUGCAACAUGCUGAUUCGCAGAUGCUGCCCAGUCAUCUGAAGUGCGGGAUGUGCGCCUCGCUGGUGCUGGCCUCGGUUUUUGUGGCGGGCGCAAAGUUCUACUUUGAUCACCAGGGCACCGGACUGGAGGUGCUCAUUUUUUGUGCUUUCUCGGCAACUUUCUUUUUGGCUGCCUGCAUGGUGUCCCUGUGCCGCAUACCCAAGGGAUUGCUACCUAAUCGCAGCGAUGGGCGCGCCGUUUGUCACAGCCGGGCCGUGAAUGCUGGCGGCAAUGCCAGCAGCAGCUGCAUGCUGGAGCUAAACGAUGUCAGAUAUUUGGAUGGGCGACAGGUGGAGGUGAGUGCGGAAACGGCGGCCGCAGCUGCCGCUGGACCGCCGCCAUAUCAUAUAGCAAUAUUGUUGCCGGAACAGACGCCGACGGUGCUGGGAAAACAGGUGCCACUGGAUGAGUCGCCGCCGCCGUCCUAUGACAAGAUACUCGUGUAGGUUUGGCUUGGGUUAGCGCUUUGGUUUUAUUUAGGAAUUGAGCAUCAAUUUCAGUUAGGAACCAACUAUAAACCCAAUCCGACAUACAGAAUACUUUUGCUCAAUAUUUUUCUAAUGAUAUCAAAAUUUAUAUAAACAUAUACACAGCAAAAAUGACAUUUGCAAAUAGAUAUACAUAUAUACUAUACACAUACAUAUACAUAUAACUAUAAAUAUAAAGAAAAGUAUAUUUUUAAGCUCCAAUUAAUAUUUUUACACUUUGAACUUUCUAAUCCAAGACACAAGCCCAAAAUCCAGUCUCUCUACUUACUAUGUAUCAUUUUUGUUCUGUGAUAUGCUCAAAAGAAAAUCAUACGAAAUAAACCAAUAGAGGCAAAGCAAAGCGAAAUAAGUAAACCAGUAUAUAGAAGAAAAUAGUUGCCAUUUAGUACUUUAUGAAAAUGUGAAACACAAAACUAAAUACACAUCAAGCAGCCAAACAGUAUUAUUAGUCAGUAGUCACUUAAGUAACAACUACUCAUAUGCAACGUAAAUAAAUAAUAUCAAGGUGGAAUAUAAUACAAAUAAAUAAAGUACGAAUUGAUUGCAAAGCUUUGCCUUAAA
Drosophila virilis is the source of this 2556-nucleotide messenger RNA. RefSeq names its product myb-like protein AA. Lineage: Eukaryota; Metazoa; Arthropoda; Insecta; Diptera; Drosophilidae. The record is from RefSeq and is a predicted model, not a curated record.